Aspergillus thermomutatus is the source of this 1701-nucleotide messenger RNA. RefSeq lists its product as uncharacterized. NCBI's taxonomy places the organism in Eukaryota, Fungi, Ascomycota, Eurotiomycetes, Eurotiales, Aspergillaceae. The transcript has 4 exons. Bases 1 to 1701 code for a protein of 566 amino acids. The record is from RefSeq and is a predicted model, not a curated record.
AUGGAGCCACAUAAUUUACAGGCGGCAUCAACUUACAUUAAUAAUGUGCUUCUUGCUCGGGGUCUGCUCAAAAGUGGCAGAGCGAUCGACUUCGCUCAACCGGAGAAUGACGAUGGAGGAAUCGAUGGUACAAUGGCAAGAAUCAUCAACUUGGUUAAUGAUUUGGUCUUGAGAAGAGAUCGGGAAGCAGAGCAUCGGGAGAACCUCGCCACCACGAUUCGGACAUUGCGCGCCGAGGACUCACAGAAGAUGCUUGAGAUUGAAAAAUUGAAAACGAAGACGUCCGAAUUGGCCCGGUCGCUGGCUCUGUCGGAAGCCCAAGAACGUGCCCUGAAAACGAACCUGUCCAGCACCGAUGCGACGAUUAGAGGACUCAAAGAGCAGAUACAACGCAUGAAGAUCGCUGUACAACAAGUCCGCGCACAAUGCGCCAAUGACAUCCGCAAGCGCGACUUGGAAAUGCAGAAGCUGAAAUCGCACUUGGCUGAGCGACAGAGAGGAAGACGGGAAGGACUGGGCGUGACGACAAUCAACAUCAACCCCGCGGUCGAUCGAACGUCCAAAUCAAGGUCUCUUGCCGGUGGAGAAGGAGUCAAUGAUCCCGGGUACAGCUUGAAGCAGGAAACGAACGAAUUUUUGACGGAAUUGUUGCAGAGCUUGAGCGACGAGAACGAUACGCUGAUUGCGCUUGCGCGCAAUACUGUUCAAACUCUGCGAGAUCUACAAGGGUUGUCGCAGAUGGAGGAAGAGGACGAGCAGUACUCAAACGCAUCGGCAAGCACACGGGGCAUGAGGUCGUCGCAUGGACCUGUCACUACACUUCCUUCAUCCUGCGAGAAGCUAUCGGGUCAAAUGGACAGAGUGCUCGAGCACCUGAGGACAUUGCUCACUAACCCAUCCUUUGUACCUCUGGAAGAGGUCGAAGUCCGCGAUGACGAAAUCAAGCGUCUACGAGAAGGAUGGGAGAAAAUGGAGACUCGAUGGAAACAGGCCGUUACCCUCAUGGACGGCUGGCACAAGAGAAUUGCCGACGGAGGUGACUCGGUGCGAGCAGAGGAACUCAGGCUGGGGUUGAAGCUCGACCUCAGCGUCGACUCGAUGCAAACAUCCACGGCAGAUGGUGGGGUCGACACAACCAUGCAGUCUCCCAUAUAUGAAGACCAACAGGCGGAGGAAGAGGCGGAGGCCGCAGUCAAGGUGGCCAAGUAUAAUACAGAGCGAGACGAGACUGGCGACACUACCACCGGCAAACUAGCCUCGCCACGUGAACGGAAAUCUCGCAGACCUACCAGUCGUGCUCUGAAGGAGCGCAGCGAUAACAUCAUGUCUGGGCGAUCGCCUCGGAAAGUGUCCUUUACACCUGGACUGCAAGGCUCGCCUUGUGUAGCGACUGGCCAGGAAGACGAGACAUUGGAGGUCAAAGCUCACAAAUCCGAGGCUGUGACUCGGAGGCCAUCAAAGAAAAAGGUAGACCCCAAGACGUCGCGUCAGGGUCCCGAGAACGAGACACAAUUGAGCGUAUCGCAGAAGCUAGCAGCUGCCGAAAGCGAAGCGCGAGCCGCAGAAGACGCUCGCAAGGAGUCAGAAAGCCGAAAGAGAACUCGAGGGGUGAUAAGCUCCAAGAAAGGGACUCGUGACCGACGGAGAAGCACAUUGACCAGCGACGAGCUCGGAGAGCUGAUGGGCAUGCCGUCGCGAUGA